Dovyalis caffra is the source of this 405-nucleotide messenger RNA. The record is from the annotation of a GenBank genome assembly. Lineage: Eukaryota; Viridiplantae; Streptophyta; Magnoliopsida; Malpighiales; Salicaceae.
AUGAGGAUUAUGACCGUCCAGCCCAACAAGAAAGGUCCUUCACUUCGUCCAUCACAGCCCAAUAACAAUGCAGCAAAUUCUACAAAAUUUUCAGCCCAACAAAGUUGCCUCCAAGGCCCACAAAUCAUGCAGUCAUUCCACCUCAAGGGCCGCCACUAUCUACUCCAGUACGCGCAAGCAAUUCAGUCCCCUCUCAUCCAGACUUGUUAUACAGUCCAUCCUCGUCAUAAAGACUUCCUCUUUUUACGCCAGUGGACACUCAAACACAAUCCAUGUCUAAUCUGUCCUCUUCCUCCAACAGUCCUGCACCUUAUAAAACCAACUCUUCCACAACUCUUCUGCCUCGUAUUCCAAAUCCCAUAUCGUCCACAUCGUCCCCAUUGUCUCCCACCAACAGUCUCGUAA